Molecule: messenger RNA, 1461 nt
Organism: Vombatus ursinus (common wombat)
Lineage: Eukaryota; Metazoa; Chordata; Mammalia; Diprotodontia; Vombatidae
Gene: AGBL4
Product: ATP/GTP binding protein like 4
Exons: 12
Coding region: 1-1461 (486 amino acids)
Biological process (GO): proteolysis
Molecular function (GO): zinc ion binding; metallocarboxypeptidase activity
Source: RefSeq, a predicted model, not a curated record
AUGUUUGCAGGCAAUGACAUUGGAGCAGAUGAAAUCAUCGCAGGGAAUGUAAGCAAGUUUGCUGCUGUCCCCGGAGGCUAUUAUGGGCCUCCCAAGAAGGGCCACCUGAUCUUUGAUGCCUGCUUUGAGAGCGGUAAUCUUGGCCGGGUGGAUCACGUCUCCGAGUUUGAAUAUGACCUGUUCAUAAGGCCCGAUACCUGCAAUCCACGCUUUAGGGUCUGGUUCAAUUUCACUGUUGAAAAUGUGAAAGAAUCACAGAGGGUGAUUUUCAACAUCGUUAACUUCAGCAAGACCAAAAGUCUCUACAGAGAUGGGAUGACCCCGAUGGUGAAGUCUACCAGCCGCCCCAAAUGGCAACGACUGCCUCCGAAAAAUGUGUACUAUUACCGCUGCCCAGACCAUCGCAAGAGCUACGUGAUGUCCUUUGCUUUCUGCUUUGACCGGGAAGAUGACAUUUAUCAGUUUGCAUACUGCUACCCAUACACGUACACACGUUUCCAGCACUAUCUUGACAGCCUGCAGAAAAGGAACAUGGAUUACUUUUUCCGGGAGCAGCUGGGACUGAGUGUGCAACAGCGGCAGCUUGACCUCCUGACCAUAACCAACCCUGGGAACCUCCAUGAUGGAGCCGAGCAGAAGGUGGUUUUCAUUACUGGCCGAAUCCACCCUGGGGAGACCCCCUCUUCCUUUGUGUGCCAGGGGAUCAUUGACUUCCUCGUGAGUCACCACCCAAUUGCCCAAGUCCUGCGGGACCACCUGGUCUUUAAGAUUGCACCGAUGUUGAACCCUGAUGGAGUCUACCUGGGAAAUUACAGGUGCUCCCUGAUGGGGUUUGAUCUGAAUCGCCACUGGCUGGACCCCUCCCCGUGGGCCCACCCGACUCUGUACGGGGUGAAGCAGCUCAUUAUCCAGAUGCACAAUGACCCGAAAACCAGCCUGGAGUUCUACAUUGACAUCCACGCACACUCUACCAUGAUGAACGGCUUCAUGUAUGGCAACAUCUUUGAAGACGAGGAGAAGUUCCAGAGACAGGCCGUCUUCCCCAAGCUCCUGUGCCAGAAUGCUGAAGACUUCUCCUUUUCCAGCACGUCCUUCAACCGGGAUGCAGUGAAGGCAGGAACCGGCCGGCGCUUCCUGGGAGGCCUGUUGGACCACACCUCCUACUGCUACACCCUCGAGGUGUCCUUCUUCAGCUACAUCAUUGGGGGUACCACGGCAACUGUGCCCUACACCGAGGAGGCCUACAUGAAGCUGGGGCGGAACGUGGCUCGGACCUUCAUGGACUACUAUCGCCUGAACCCCAUCGUGGAGAAAGUGUCCUUUCCCAUGCCCAGGCUCAGGAAGGAAAGAUCACCUCCCUUCAAGUACUCACAUGUUCGAGCCCAAACAGGUUCCCACUCGGCCUUCAGAGGAGACAAGAAGAGCUCUUUCAAUCACAAAGACCACUCCCAGUCUUCAUAA